Molecule: messenger RNA, 1551 nt
Organism: Penicillium oxalicum
Lineage: Eukaryota; Fungi; Ascomycota; Eurotiomycetes; Eurotiales; Aspergillaceae
Product: basic helix-loop-helix domain-containing protein
Exons: 1
Coding region: 1-1551 (516 amino acids)
Biological process (GO): regulation of transcription by RNA polymerase II
Molecular function (GO): RNA polymerase II cis-regulatory region sequence-specific DNA binding; DNA-binding transcription factor activity, RNA polymerase II-specific; protein dimerization activity
Source: RefSeq, a predicted model, not a curated record
AUGGCCGAAGCCGCUCUCUUCAUCAAGCACAAAUCUGACAGUCACAGCAACCCUUUCAUGAUGUCUCACUCAGGCUACCUCAACAACCACUUUGGCAACCCCAACGAAGGGGUGGAUCCCUCGGACUUGACCAUGCAACAGAAUGGCUUCGUGCCCUUCUCGUACGGAUCGCAACAGAACAUGUCCUCCAGCUUCAACUUUGGCAACUCCGGGAUUGAUACCGAUGAACUGCUGGACCUGGAGAUCAGUGGGCAGAACGGCGUGCAUCGCGACAACAACGUCAACUACAUGCAGGACCAGUCGGGAGGGAUCGCCAUGAGUCACCAGAGCCAGAUGUCCCAUCUGUACUCGAACACGCCCGACAACGCCCCGAUGGCGAGUCCCUUUGUGAACAACAGUUUCAACUACGAACAGUUCCGGAUGAACCAGCAGAAUCACCAUUUGCACCAUGCCAACUCGUUCGAUCAGAACUAUCUGAAUGCCAAACCCCGCCCAAGCCUGCAGGCCAUGGAUCGCACCUCCUCCGACACGCGGAGCCCCAUGACCCCCAAGACGCCCGCCUUGGGCUCCCUGACCCUGGGUACCCCGGAAUCCGGCAGCUUCCCGGGCCAGCCGAUCCGCACUACUGGCAUUCAACAUCGCCACCAGAAGAGUCUCUCCAAUCAGUGGGACGGGACACCGGGAAGUGCCCAGUCCUACAUCGACUCCCCCCUCGGCUCGCCCAACUUGCAUCCGCACCAACUGGGCAUCUCGGAGAUCAUUCAGUCUGGCAAGCAUGCAUCCCUGCCAGCCAAGGUCGACAAUGGACACCCUCCCGGGAGUGUGCAGGAUCUCGAAUCUCAGGAGGCCAAGCGUCGCCGACGUCGUGCGUCACACAAUCUCGUGGAGCGUCGCCGCCGCGACAACAUCAAUGAGCGUAUCCAGGAUCUCUCGCAUCUGGUGCCCCAGCACCGACUGGAGGACGACAAGGUACGCAAGCAGCUGGUCAACAGCACUGCGCUCUCAAUGGUGGGCGCCGGCAGCAAUGCCGCCACUUCCCUCCUUGCCGGUGGCAACGGCCGUCGUGCAACCCCGGGCAACAUCACCAUGGGUCUCCCCAUCGAGGAUAAGGAGAAGGGACCCAAUAAGGGAGACAUCUUGAACGGCGCGGUCAGCUGGAUGCGCGAUCUCAUGUGGGCACUGCACGUCAAGUACCAGCAAGAGGCGGAGCUCGCCGAGAUGAUCAGCAGUCUGGGCGGCACCUGGCCGUUUGAGCCCACCGAGGAUGAGAAGCGCAUGCGCAGUGAGAUUCUCGAUGCCUUGGAGAAGAAUGAUCCGUCCUCGUUCAGUUACACCCGGGGUCCGGGGAGCGGCCUGCGUGUUCCCAAGCAUACGAACUUGGCGGGUGACCCCGUCGGCAGCGACGGCUUGACACCGCCCGGCCUGAGCCCUUCGUUCCACAGCGGUGGCAGCAGCUCCAACGGUGGAGGCCAACAACAAUACUGGAACAGCGCGGGUCACGCGGCCAUGAGCUUCAAGGAGGAAGAUGAAUACGGGAUGGAGAUGAACUAG